CACGAACCAAUCACUGUGGCGCUUCGUCACUUUGGGCGGGAGCGUUGUGGGUAGGCGCUAACGUGCAGUAUGGCGGACGAUGGGGAGGGUAGGAGUGCAGCAGCCGACACCGCAGGCGGCCAGGGGACGACGGACGAGACAGAAACGGGCCUCGGACUAGCUGGCAUGCUGCUUGAUAUCACGGUUUUAGUGCUAGUGGCUGUGCUCUGCUAUGCGGUGUACCGGCGAUGGGGGAGACGGAUGGGCUCGGACGCGGCCGAGGGAGGUGAGGCCUCGCCUCUUCCCAAGAUGAGGAGACGGGAUUUCACUUUGCAGCAGCUGGCGGAAUACGACGGCAUCCAGAACCCGCGGAUCCUAAUGGCAGUUAACAUGAAGGUCUUUGACGUGACCAGCGGGAAAAAAUUUUAUGGACCAGACGGCCCGUAUGGGAUCUUCGCGGGUAGAGAUGCCUCCAGGGGUCUGGCCACCUUUUGCUUGGAGAAGGACGCACUAAGGGAUGAGUACGACGACCUGUCAGAUCUGAAUGCCGUGCAGAUGGAGAGCGUGCGCGAGUGGGAGAUGCAGUUCAUGGAGAAGUACGACUACGUGGGCCGGCUGCUGAAACCUGGAGACGAGCCGUCUGAGUACACAGAUGAGGAGGACAUCAAGGAUCACGUGAAGCACGACUAGAGCGCGCACUCCACCAAAGCUCCCCCCUGUGACAGCUGCAGCCGCCUGGCCCCGCCCUCUUCAUCCCCCCCCUCCUUACCUGCUUUCCUCUUGCCCCAACCCCCUCCCAUGAUGCUGCGGGCCUCUGGACACGACCCCCGAGCUCAAACUGCUCUGGUCGUACCCCCGCUGUGGUUGGGGGGGAGGGAGGGGGGCCGGUUGGGGUUUUAAUUAUCAAGAUUAUUGAAAAUGUCUCCUUUUUUGUUCCUCUCUCUGGGUUUUCUUGUUUUUUUUAUGGAGUAGCAUAUCGUUUUUCGUGUCUGUCACGGGUCACAGAAGCGUUGGACUGGUCCUGGGCUGUUGGAGGUUGCUGGGAGAUGGUCCCAAACAUUGGGGGGGGGGUUCCCUGUCAUUGGCACCUCGCACAAUAAUUGGCUCUUGCUUGUCAUUUGCUAAGCUUCCCCAACAUCUCUGGGGUGGAAACCAUCAUCUCAGGCUUGGGGGAGUGUAUUGUCGCCCCCUAGAGGCAGAAUGCAGUUUGUUUUGUUUUUUUUUUACCUGUGUGUCUCUUUGUAUUUGCACGAGUGCCCACACACAGGCCAGUGUUCACUAGAGGUCUUUCAGCUUAUCACCGUGCAGUCGUGCUUAGUGGGGUAGUGUGGUGCCGCUCAGGUGUUCCGAUUCACUUAAUGCUGAGGUCCUGAUCGGUUAUGUAAAGGGAAGGUCACAGGUUCAGCUCUGCUUAGGAGACCACACCCAUUCGGCUGUCCUACAUCACCUGUUUACACGCCACGCUUAUCAGCUGGAAGUCCGUUAUCCCCAAAAACGAUCAAAGUAUUAAUUGUGCCUUAUUUCAGUUUUUUCCUACUAAAACCUGGAUCACUAGGAAGAAAAAUGGGAUUAAAGAGAUUCCCCUUGACAUUCUCGUUGCAACGGGCCAUUCCUGUGUUCGUCAGACUCAAGCUGUGCUCUUGUCAGUCUACAAGACUGGAUGGCUAUUCUGUGUCACCUAUUUGUAUAUAGUCUGUACAGUCUAUAUUCAGUGUUACUGCCAUAUUUAAGUAGUUAAUGAGAUCCAUACUACGGUGUCGUAUUGGCCAAAAUCCCAUGCUUUACGUAGGUUCUUCUCGUUUUAUCUUUAUUUCUGUGUGCUUCUUUUAAAGUGUGGGGAUGUCAGAGGGUCAAAGGUGGACAGGAGGCCCGGGAACCUGUAUAUAAACGUACCAUUUUAUUAAAGCAUGUGUAACAGCGGUGAGCCUAUGCUCAACUCCAGCUCCUUGUAUUUAAGUGUCGGGGGUGUGUGCGUGUGUGUGUGUAUGCGUGCGUGUGUGUGUGUGGAGGAAGGGAUGAUGUUCAUGCAUAAUAAACAGUUUGGAUAUUAA
This is a messenger RNA of Brienomyrus brachyistius, 2030 nucleotides long. It is a transcript of the gene pgrmc2, whose product is annotated as progesterone receptor membrane component 2. Lineage: Eukaryota; Metazoa; Chordata; Actinopteri; Osteoglossiformes; Mormyridae. The transcript is spliced from 3 exons. The coding region runs from base 70 to 669 and encodes 199 amino acids. The record is from RefSeq and is a predicted model, not a curated record. Gene Ontology annotation, cellular component: endomembrane system; membrane.